Molecule: messenger RNA, 1206 nt
Organism: Macroventuria anomochaeta
Lineage: Eukaryota; Fungi; Ascomycota; Dothideomycetes; Pleosporales; Didymellaceae
Exons: 5
Coding region: 1-1206 (401 amino acids)
Source: RefSeq, a predicted model, not a curated record
AUGUCCACGAAGACCACAACUAGUACCCAAACACGUCUUCGCAGCGGUAGCAGUACCAAGAAUCUUCAGAUAGCCGGAUAUGAUCGCGGGCAAUCGAGGAUCGACAUUUUACAAACCACCGAGACGAAGCAACUCUGGCGAUCGAUCCUCGACGUCUUCUUGCCUAAUGGUUACCCGAACAGUGUCAGCGAUGACUACACAGCCUACCAAAUAUUCGACUCCUUCCAGGCCUUCGCUGGGAAGAUUGCCGGCAUGAUAGGCUCUCGAGCUGUCUGGCAACGCCUUGGUGUUGGCGACUCAGCAGCCUCGCCAACAGGUACCAUGCUUAUGCAGGUCAUUCGCAAAUGCAUGGGCAAACUUGCCACUAUCUUCUUUGCCCAUCGCAUGAGUACUUCCAUCGAAGCGGAGUGCAAAGCGUAUCGACUCGAGUCUGACCCUCUGACCGAGACCGCCAUUGUCAUUGACUGCAUGAUUCUUUGCAUCAGCAGCAUCCUCUUAUCAGCCGCUGGAGUCGCAGGUGGUGCAAGCAAAAGUUCCCUGAGCGGUCACUUCGCCAAAGGGAACAACCUAGGCGAACUGAACGCGAAGGAUGGCAGCCAAGAAACCGUUAUAUCUCCUGCAGGUAUGAUGACGGGCACUCUGGUCGUCUCGUGGCUCACAACACCUUUCCGGACAUGGUUUGCAUUGCUCUCGCUACUGGCUCUGCACUUCCUCAACCGCACUGGCGUACGAGCCGUAGAGAUGCGAUCCUUGAACCGGGAACGCGCCAACAUCACUUUCUCAUCCCUUCUGUCGGCCGACAAAGGCGAAGUUCAUCCCAGAACUGGCGCAAUGAACCUUCAAGGGGUUUCGCUAUCGGCUUUGUUGGAGCUCUUCCAAGGUGAGGAGUAUAUUUGGUGGCGCCAAACUCAAGCUCAGCCAAAGUCGUCGGAUGCCGUCGUUAUGGUGGUAUUGAAGGAAGGUGCUACUGCCCAAUCGCAGUUAAGGGCGUGGUAUCAUGGCCUCCUCCUUUCUCGGCAUGUGCACGACUUGGAUGAAAGCACUCAAAGGCAGCACACCAUGCUCGGGCACGUUGCUCGGACGCUGGCACAGGCAUCAGAGAUGUUUGAUGCGUAUGCAAAGAUGCUCACGGACGCUGGCUGGGAUUUAAGCAUUCCACUUCUCCAAACUUCGUCCGGUUCUAGGAUUAGGAUAGAGGCGGAGUAG